GCGUUGCCUGACCAACCUACCCGACCGAUUAUAUACGUUAAAAGAAUGCAGGCACAGCACAGCGAGGGGAGAGGGGAGCCGUGGGACUCGUCAUUACAGCCUUUUCCCCGGACACCAUCCCAGCAGCACAGCUCACUCCAGCCGAAAGCACGCCAUGGCAGAGGAGAAGAAGAAGCACAAGCACAAGCACAAGCACAAGGAGAAGGACAAUGACAAGGAGAAGCAGUCGGAGCAGGCGGCGCACUUCAAGCCGUGCGCCGACGUGAAGGGCAUCCGGUUCGGGGGGCAGUUCAUCGUCAAGUCGUUCACGGUGCGGCGGGCGUCGCCGCUGGAGCUGCUGCGGCUGCUGGACAUCCCGCCGUCGUACCUGAGCGAGUGCCAGAGCCUGCCGUUCCCGUCCACCACCACCUACAUGCCCACCAGCUUCACCAUCUUGGCGCACCAGGCGUGGCACACGCUGACGCUGGGCCUGGGCACCAAGAAGUCCAAGGUGGUGCUCUUCGUGUUCGAGUCCGAGAGCAUGAAGGCGGCCGUGGACCAGCUGUGGCCGGCCAUGAUCCCGCUCGGGGACGUGAACAAGAAGCUCAUCCGCGGGCUCUCCGGCAGCGAGAUGGCGCGGUUCAAGUUCCGGAAGGGCUGCCUCACCAUCUACGUCUACGCCGUGCGCCGGCUUGGCGCGGCCGGGUUCAUGCGCGCCGACGACCUCAGGCGGAUCCUGCAGUCGGUGGUGGACCUCAAGGACUUCCUGGACCACACCGCCAUGCUCGCCAUCCCGAGCCAGAAGAGCAUCACUCUGCAGUCCCGGACCGCGGUGGCGCACUGAGACCGCAGCGAAUCAGUCUCUGAUGGAGCCACAAGAAUCUCGAUCGGUUCAGCACCGCAGAACAGGUAUAUGCUGGGCUUGUAAUCUUCAGAGGGGCCUCAUUCUUUCUCGGUUGGAUUCGUUUGUUCAGUGUCGGUACAAGUGUUCACCUCCUCUGCUGGGAGCAGCUGUAUAGAUCUGUUGAGCAAAAAGUGUUUCAGCAAAUCAAGCAUAGGUUUUUCCGAAGGCAAUUUUCCUUCCAUGGAUCUUACGUUUUGGUAUACUCUGGUAGCCUUGUCCCCUGAAAUAAUCCAUCAGUGAAGCCAUUCUGUUGUAUGGCACUUUCUGGCCAUACUGGACCGCGCUUGCUGCUGUAGCUACGGUACAGUACAGUCUUUGGAAUUUCUCCGCUCCUACCUACUGACCUACAGUCCCUUUUCCUCGCUACACUCAUUGUUUCACAGAAUUGCGAGCACCUCUUUUUGUACCAGAAUCGCACCCAAUUGCAUAUUGCACAGCUGUUCCUCUCCGGGACGCUGUUGCUUGUUAGGAUUGCCAAAUGGAGCUGUCGGUAUUCACUUCGAAGAAAAAUGGAGCUGUCAGUCAGGACUCGAGGGAGGAAAGCGAAUGCUACAGGAUCCCAGAGAAAGUGGCGGAUGGUAUCAUCCAUUUUUCUCUUUUGUAAGCAGGUCUUAUCUUUUUAUGUGGAAGUAGCCAUCAUGUCACGGAUAGAAAAAGAUGUAUAUAUGCUAUC
Molecule: messenger RNA, 1556 nt
Organism: Setaria italica (foxtail millet)
Lineage: Eukaryota; Viridiplantae; Streptophyta; Magnoliopsida; Poales; Poaceae
Exons: 2
Coding region: 155-823 (222 amino acids)
Source: RefSeq, a predicted model, not a curated record